This is a messenger RNA of Lolium perenne, 732 nucleotides long. The record is from RefSeq and is a predicted model, not a curated record. Lineage: Eukaryota; Viridiplantae; Streptophyta; Magnoliopsida; Poales; Poaceae.
AUGGACAAGGCCAGGUCACGUUUCUAUUGGGAAGCUAACGGGCCGAAGCGUAAAUAUCACUGGGGGUGCUGCUCCACGAUGUGCAAGCCAAAGAGUCUAGGGGGACUCAGGAUUGUGGACACUAGGAUCAUGAAUGUGUGCCAAAUGGCUAAGUGGAUCUGGAGACUUUACGCUUGGGAGCAGGGUCUCUGGGCGAAUAUCGUUUGCAACAAAUAUCUCAAGGAUAAGGACCUGCUCACAGAUGCGCACAGGUCUGGAUCGCAAAUUCUAGAACGCUAUCCAAAGAUUAAGCACGUCCUUAGCUUGGGGGCUAAACACAAUGUGCGCAAUGUCCUGGUAGCUGAGAUUUUCCAGGACAACACUUUCAGGGUGACCUUCCGCCGUGAACUUGGCUUUGGGGAACGAGUUGAGUGGGACAAUUUGUCUCGCUUGGUGGAGGGUCUUACCCUUUCGGAGCCUCGGGACCUAAUUUCUUGGUCCUUGGAACCUUCUGGGAGUUUCUCGGUGCGUUCCUUGUAUAAGAGGAUGUGCCAGGGUAUCCCCCAUAAACACUUCGGAGUCCUGUGGGGGAUCAAUGCCCCACUCGAAGUGCGCAUCUUCCUCUGGCAACUGGCCGAGAAGAGGCUACAGUCCAAUGAAAACAUUCGGAAGCGUAGGGCCCUUCCAAUGGGUGUUGUCCCUUGUGUGGGGAGGUGGAAGACAACAUCCACAUUUUCUUCUGCGGCCCACUGA